Messenger RNA from Chanos chanos (milkfish), 1374 nucleotides. It is a transcript of the gene syt11b, whose product is annotated as synaptotagmin XIb. The record is from RefSeq and is a predicted model, not a curated record. The transcript is spliced from 4 exons. Gene Ontology annotation, molecular function: calcium-dependent phospholipid binding; SNARE binding; clathrin binding. Gene Ontology annotation, cellular component: synapse; axon; plasma membrane. Gene Ontology annotation, biological process: vesicle fusion; calcium ion-regulated exocytosis of neurotransmitter. Lineage: Eukaryota; Metazoa; Chordata; Actinopteri; Gonorynchiformes; Chanidae. Bases 1 to 1374 code for a protein of 457 amino acids.
AUGGCUGAGAUCACCGAAAUACGAGCAGCAUACGAUGUGUCCCCCGUUCUGGCAGGCUUCAUCGGAGCUGGUGUUUUGGUUGUUGCGGUGGUGGUACUGAUCUUCAUGUGGAUGUGUUGUCAGCGACACUAUCACAGGAUGACGAACAGCUACAAGCUCCGUGGCCUCCAUUCGGAUCAUUGUGACCUGGCCGCAGACCCUCCCUAUAAAUUCAUUCACAUGCUCAAAGGCAUGAGCAUCUACCCAGAGACACUGAGCAGCAGCAAGAGGAUAGUGCGCUUGGCACGCGGCUCUGGUCGGCACGGCGACCGAGAGAGGGGUCGCGCUGUGGUCCUCGCGGACGACCCGGCGGCCGAGAGCGGGCUAUCCGAAGGUCUCCAGCUUCAGAUGGGUGACCUGGAACCCAGCAAACAGCCCAGGCUGGAAACGGAGCUGCCCGUUCACGCCGACUACUGCAGCCAAGAGGGAAGUUCCACCACCAGCAGCAGCCAGAGCAGUAGCACCAACGCUUCCAAGACGGCCACGCCCUUCACCCCGAUGGAGGAGCCCAACCUGGGCACCGUCAGCCUGGCUGUGGACUACAACUUCCCCAAGAAAGCCCUGGUGGUCACCAUCCAGAAGGCGGAGGGGUUGCCGGCUGUGGACGAGCAGGCGGGUAGCUCAGACCCUUACAUAAAAAUGACCAUCCUUCCCGAGAAAAAGCAUCGCGUGAAGACCCGAGUGCUGAGGAAGACGCUGGAGCCCGUCUUCGACGAGACAUUCACCUUCUACGGGGUGCCGUACAGCGUGCUGUCGGAGCUCACGCUUCACUUCCUGAUACUCAGCUUUGACCGCUUCUCCCGGGACGACGUGAUUGGAGAGGCUCUCGUACCGCUGGCGGGCGUGGACCCCAGCACAGGCAAAGUGGUUAUCACUCAGCAGAUCUGCAAGAGAACCAUGCAGUGUGUGAAUCGCGGGGAGCUGCUGGUCUCCUUGUCCUAUCAGCCCGUCUCCCACCGGCUCAGCGUCGUGGUCCUUAAAGCCAAACAGCUUCCCAAAAUGGACAUCACGGGACUGUCCGGCAAUCCUUACGUGAAAGUGAACGUGUUCUACGGUCGCAAGCGUAUCGCCAAAAAGAAGACCCACGUGAAGAAGUGCACGCUCAACCCCGUCUUCAACGAGUCCUUCAUCUAUGACUUGCCUGCUGAGCUCCUGCCGGAAAUUUCCAUCGAGUUUCUGGUCAUCGAUUUUGACCGCACCACGAAGAACGAGGUGGUGGGCAGAGUGGUGCUGGGCACGCACAGCCCGUCUCCGUCCGGUGUGGCCCACUGGCAGGAGGUGUGCCAAAACCCACGUCGGCAAGUCUCAAAGUGGCACAGUCUGAGCGAGUAUUAG